Notechis scutatus (mainland tiger snake) is the source of this 1272-nucleotide messenger RNA. Lineage: Eukaryota; Metazoa; Chordata; Lepidosauria; Squamata; Elapidae. The record is from RefSeq and is a predicted model, not a curated record.
AUGGGUCUUUCUUCUUGUUCCGGUGGGGUCCCGACAGUUGUCUUGGUCCUGCUGUUCCUGUCUUCAACUGUUUUAUGCGAUUGCCCAACCCCAACCUUACCCCCCAGGUCUACACUAAGAGGUUCAGAAACCCUAAAAGACAGCUAUGAUACUGGAACUGUUUUACGAUUAGUUUGCAUCCCAGGUUAUGAAUUUAUACCUAGGGCGCGUCCUUCUUUGACAUGCUCUCCAGGUGGAACGUGGACAGAGGUUACUGAAUUAUGUCAAGGGAAGCGAUGUCCAGUUCCCCAUUUAGAGAAUGGAGAAAUAUUAGAGUCAGAUGAUCUCCGGCUUGGUGAAACAGUAACCUUGGGCUGCAAUGCUGGAUACAGAAUGAUAGGUGAAAGUACCCUUCAGUGUAUUCUAAGAGGAGGCGAAGUUAGGUGGCACAGAGACCUUCCAUUCUGUGAACAGAUUCCUUGUCCUCGCCCUGCUACAAUUUCCAAUGGAAGGUAUGAUGCUGAUUCUACAGAUUCAUAUAUUGUGGGCUCCUCUGUUAUAUACCGGUGUGAUGCUGAUUAUUCCCUUAUUGGAAAGUCAACAAUUACCUGUAGAGUUGCAGCUGAUGGUAGGAAUGGAGAGUGGAAUUCACCACCUGAAUGUAGAAAAGUCAAGUGUGCAAAACCAAGCAUCCCAAACGGGAGAUUGGGAACUAUAUAUAAACCUAGCUAUACAUAUGGUGAUAGAGUAACACUUGAAUGCAAUCCUGGCUAUACUUUGGUAGGGGACUCUUGGGUUAGAUGUGAUGCUGAUAAUACAUGGAAGCCUUCACUUCCACGUUGUGAUAAGACUGGAGCAACUACCAAAGCAACUACUAGAUCCCCUCUACCAGUUCCUCCCCCUCUACCAGGCACUCCAAUCCCUGUCCCCCCAAUAGUUCCCCCUACCGUUGUUGUUCCUCCAGAAGUAGAUGAGACUACGUUCAUUCCAAUGUACCCAACCCAAAGAGAAACAAUUCCCACGGUGGAAUUGGGAUCAGGUUCAGCAUCAGGAUCUGGCAACGUUGUUGGAAUUAUUUUUGGAAUUAUUUUUGGACUUAUAGUUCUGGCUGCUUUGAUAUUUGCAGCUGUGAGAUGGUGGAACCAGAGGAAAGCUAAGGCUCCUGAUAAUAGUCAAGUAGCUUCAGAGAAAGAAAAAACGAUGGGUGAUCAGAGUCCACAAAAAUUUAGAAGUAAAACCUCACGAACCGUUCAACAUUUUUCUGCCUUAGAAUUGAAAACAGGGACUCCAUGA